GCAUUUUAGUAUCCGAGCACUUCAGAGCGGUGGCGGAGUGUCGGUUUAGCGGCGUGUUCCUCUGACCUGUAGCGUGAACCUGGUUUAAAAAAAAAAAUAGAAGAAGAAGAAAAGGAGGAGGAGGAGGAAACAACUCUCGUGUUACUUCUAAAUCAGUGUCUCGCAGCAGCUGUCUUGAGCUGAUCUGUCCUUCUGCGAAGAGCCGCGAUGACGGAGGAACUGGAAGGAAUUCUGUCCCGGCUCGCGCAGCCCGACGGCGCGCUCGUCCACCAGGCCACGGCUGAGCUGAAGCAGGCGUUCCGGGACCCGGCGGUGAUUCCGUCUCUGUGUUCGGUGAUGAUCAAUUCCUCGGACCCACAGAUCCGUCAGUCGGCGGCCGUGAUGCUGAGAAUGAGAGUGAUGAAACACUGGAAGAAGAUCAGACCGGAGCACAGGGAAAGUCUGAAGUGUGAGGUGCUGCACGCCUUCCAGAAAGAGAAGGUGCACUCGGUGCAGCACUCUCUGUCCCAGCUUAGCGCUGCGCUCGUGAAGCGGGAGUCACCUGAGCGCUGGCCAACGCUGUUCCUGCUGCUGAACGAGUCCACGAGGAGCACUGACCCCCAGGAGAGACAAGUGGGCUUGCUGCUGCUAAGCAAGGUGGUGGAGUCGAACCCAGAGCCUUUCAAGCCUCAUUACUGCCAGCUUCUGCAGCUGUUCAGUAGUGUGCUGGAGGAGCUUGGCGAUCCCAGCUGCCUCUAUUACUCCAUCCUCACCGUCACCGCCAUCACGGCCUACACCGGCACUGAGGAGAUGAACCUGAUGCGCGCCCUCAUCCCCAAGCUCAUCGUGGCCCUCAAGCACCUGAUCAAGUGCGACCAGGACCAGGCCAGCGAAGCGAUGGAGGUCUUCGAUGAGCUCAUCGAGAGCGAAGUGUCCAUCCUUGUGCCUUACAUCUCUGAAAUCGUUUACUUCUGUCUGGAGGUCACUCAGGACACUUCUCUCAGCGACUCGCUGCGUGUCAAGGCUCUGUCCUGCAUUUCUGUCCUCAUUAGGCUCAAAAGCAAGGCUGUUCUGAAGCACAAGCUGUUGAGCCCCAUCCUGCAGACUGUGUUCCCUGUGCUUAGCACAGCGCCCCCUCCAGGCCAGGAGGACCCAGAAGACAGGGCACAAGACGAAGAUGAUGAUGAAGACGACGACAAUGGCAGUGAGAAUCCCAAACACUUGGCAGCUCAGGUGAUUGAUUCGCUGGCUCUCCACUUGCCCCCUGAGAAACUCUUCCCGCAGCUGAUGCCCCUGACAGAGGCCUGCUUAACCAGCGAGAACCCCUACGAGCGCAAGGCUGGCCUCAUGUGUCUGGCAGUGCUGGCUGAGGGCUGCGCAGAUCACAUCCGUAACAAGAUGCUGUCGUCCAUGCUGCAGACAGUGUGUCGCAGCGUGUCGGAUAACAGCGAGGUGGUGCGCAGCGCCGCUCUCUUCGCCCUCGGCCAGUUCUCAGAGCACUUGCAGCCACAGAUAAGCAAGUACAGUGCGGAGCUGAUGCCAUUGUUGCUAGGAUACCUGUCCGGGCUCAACCACUCCAAGACGGGCCACGUCACGAAAGCCUUCUACGCUCUGGAGAACUUCCUGGAGAAUCUGGGAGAGGACAUCCAGCCCUACCUCCCAACCCUGAUGGACAACAUGCUCACUGCCCUCAACCAUUCAGAGAACCUGAAGAUCAAGGAGCUGGCAGUUAGUGCCAUUGGGGCCAUUGCCAAUGCAGGAAAGGAGCUCCUUGUGCCGUACUUCCCCCCAGUGAUCGAGAGCUUGAAGGGCUUCCUGACAGACACUCGGGAUGAAGUGAGGUCCCUGCAGACACAGGCGCUGGAUACUUUGUCGGUGCUGGCUCGUACCGUGGGCCACGACGUGUUCGGCCCAUUGGCAGCGGAGUGUGUACAGUUGGGCCUCAACCUUACCGACGCCGUGGACGAUCCUGACCUGCGUCGCUGCACGUACAGCUUGUUCUCGGCUGUGUCCUCGAUCAGCCCUGACUGCCUCCAUCCUCACCUCCCAGCUGUCACCACCAUCAUGGUCCUGGCGCUCAAGUCCACAGAGGGAGUGACGGCGCACCAUGAGGAGGACAAGCAGUUUCUUCUGAUGGAUGAUGAUGAUGAUGAUGAGAAGGAGGGGGGAGAAUGCGAUUCUGUUUUGGAAGAAAAUAGUGAAAAUGAGGGAGAAGAUAGAGAUAUUGUUGGGUUCAGUGUUGAGAACGCCUACAUUGAUGAGAAGGAGGACGCGUGUGACGCCCUGGGUGAAAUCGCCUUCAACACGGGCGUUGCCUUCUUGCCCUACCUGGAGUCCAGCUUCCAGCAGGUGUACGAGCUGCGCGAUUUCCCACACGAAGGUGUCCGUCGGGCCGCCUUCACGGCACUGGGCUACUUCUGUAGAGCUCAGCAUAAAGUGUGGAAGGAGAAUCCCACUGAGGACAACUACCAGGCCCUGCAGAAGCUCUUGUCCGUGGUCUUGUCCAGCUUCCUUGAGGCCGUGAGGCAGGACCGCGAGAGGCACGUGGUAAUGGCCGUGCUGGAGUCCAUGAACUCCGUCCUGAAGUCCUGUGAGGGCGAGGCUCUGCGGGACCCCGAGCGCCUGCUGGCCAUCAGCCAAGUCAUCCUGGAUGUUCUCAAGAAGAAGACGGCAUGCCAAGAUGGGACGGGCGCGGACGAAGGAGAUGACGAGGAUGAGCAGCAGGCUGAGUACGAUGCCAUGCUGCAGGAGUUCGCCGGCGAAGGGAUUCCCCUGCUGGCAGCCGCUGUCCCAGCUGAGACUUUCUCUCCUCAUCUCAGAGAGCUGCUGCCCCUCAUCGUCAGCAAGGCUAAGGCAUGCUGCACUGUGUCGGACCGCUCCUUCUCUGUGGGGACGCUCGGGGAGACCCUUCAAGCUCUGACGCGCGUGCAGGGAGGCAGGCAGCUUGCCGGAGAGCUGUCUGAGCAACUGAUGCCCGUGCUGGUCACCGGGGCGAAGGACUGUGAUGCCGAGGUGCGCAGCAACAGCGUCUUCGCUCUGGGGGCGCUAGCCGAGGCUGCCGGACCCGCCAUCGUGCAACAGUACCCAGUGAUACUCGGCCUCUUCUCCUCCCUGCUCUCCAAAGAGGAGGACCCGCGAGCUGUCGAUAACCUGUGUGCAGCUCUCUGCAGAAUGAUUGUGAGCAGCCCUGGGAGCGUUCCGCUGGACCAGGUGUUUCCAGUCCUACUGUCUCACCUUCCUCUCAAGGAGGACCUGGAGGAGAACAAGACUGUGUUUGGCUGCCUGGCGUUUCUGUAUUCCCACAAUCCUGCACUGGUUCUGAAUCACCUGAGCACCAUACUGUCAGCCGCCAGUCAAGUUCUGACUACGAAAAAUAUUGAUGCAGAAACCCAGAACGCCACAGUGCUUUUGUUGCGAAGCUUGUCCAAGCAUCACUCUCAGGAGUUCGAGGGUGCUGUGAUGUCACUUCCUGAGGAGCAGAGGAGCGCGCUAACCGCGGUCGCCAUUCAGCUCUAGCCUCGUCCCAGAAGGCCGGUGAAGCUCGGUUUAUGUCGUUGACCCAAAAACGAAGCCUUUGUCUACAACAUGAUUGUCAUCGGCCAAGUGUAUCUUGACAUCAGAUCUUACUGUGUUUCACCACAAUGUGUUUCUUUUUUCCUUCUUCGGUUGUAUUGCCCUCACUCUCCAUCUGCUCUUUCUAAGAGUUUGCAGUGAAAUUUGUGCUACCGGUGUGAGGUUUGGAGUGAGCAGUGAGCAGAAGACAGUGGACUGUAUACAAACUAAUUUUUUUUUUUCUUCCCCCCCUUUUAUCAGUGACGGUAUUGUUUGAUACUCACCAUUUGUACUGUAUACUUUACACUGUCCGCUAUCCACUCUGUUACUAACUCCGAUUCUUUUCCCAGUGGGAAACAAUGAACAAUGAACUCCUCAAUAAAUAUG
Scleropages formosus (Asian bonytongue) is the source of this 3918-nucleotide messenger RNA. RefSeq names its product importin-4-like. Bases 208 to 3495 code for a protein of 1095 amino acids. Gene Ontology annotation, molecular function: small GTPase binding. The transcript has 30 exons. Gene Ontology annotation, biological process: protein import into nucleus. The record is from RefSeq and is a predicted model, not a curated record. NCBI's taxonomy places the organism in Eukaryota, Metazoa, Chordata, Actinopteri, Osteoglossiformes, Osteoglossidae.